AGCUGCCGGGUCUCUUACCGGCGCUGCUGCUACCUCUACCGCUUACCUCGUAGUGCCGCGGGGUCAGGGCUGGGGCCGUGCGGAGAGGGGCGGCCUCCCUACCCAAAUCGCUAUGAUGUCGUCCUCAGCUGCGAUUUACGUGCUGUCCACCCUGGGGGGCUAUGCAGUGACCUCGUUCCUGCUGCUCAAGUACCCGACCCUGCUGCACCAGAGGAAGAAGCAGCGAUUCCUCAGUAAACAUAUUUCUCACCGCGGAGGUGCUGGAGAAAACUUAGAGAACACAAUGACAGCCUUUCGGCAUGCAGUUAAUAUGGGAACUGAUAUGCUGGAACUGGACUGCCAUAUCACAAAAGAUGAACAAGUGGUAGUAUCCCACGAUGGGAAUCUGAAAAGAUCAACUGGAAUAAAUGUAAACAUCUCUGACCUCAAGUACUGUGAACUUCCACCUUACCUUGGCAAAUUGGAGGUAACAUUUCAAAGAGGAGGCCUAAGUGAGGGAGAAGACAAGCGUAUUCCAUUACUGAAGGAAGUUUUUGAGGCUUUUCCUCACACACCAGUAAAUAUUGACAUCAAAGUCAACAACGAUCUACUGAUUAAGAAGGUUUCAGAAUUGGUAGCUCAGUACAAACGAGAACACUUGACUGUGUGGGGCAAUGCCAAAUAUGAGAUUGUAGAAAAGUGUCACAAAGAGAAUUCAGAUAUCCCCAUUCUCUUCAGUCUACAACGUGUUCUGCUCAUUCUUGGCCUGUUCUACACUGGCCUCUUGCCCUUUGUGCCCAUCUGUGAGCAGUUUUUUGAAAUUCCAAUGCCUUCUAUAAUACUGAAACUGAAGGACCCACAAAGCAUAUCAAAAAGUCAAAAGUUUCUCAUCUGGCUUGCUGACUGGUUGCUAAUGAGGAAAGCCUUAUUUGACCACCUCACUGCUCGGGGCAUUCAGGUAUAUGUUUGGGUACUAAAUGAAGAGCAAGAAUACAAAAAAGCUUUUGAUUUGGGAGCAACUGGGGUGAUGACAGACUAUCCGACAAAGCUUAAGGAAUUUUUACAUAAUUAUUCAUAAGUCGGCAUAAAAAAGGCAGUUGAAGAAGACUAAGGAAUAUUCUUUUUUUUUUCAGCAUCAUAUAAGCCGUUUCCAGAAUGGUAAAAGAUGUAAUCAGUUGAGUUUUAUUACCUCAUUUUAAGCCUGGUUCAUGAUAUUGAAACUAUAAUGUAUAUUUAUUUUAAAGUAUAUUUCAGAUUUUAUGUUUGUAUGUGGUUUGUUGAGAAAGCUGACAUUUAUUGGGAUGGGGCAGGUAGAAGAAAGAGAGGGGAUUGAGAUUUCUGCAUUCUAGCUAGAACAAGCAGUUUACAAAUCAAAGACUAACACUAAUGGAAUAGAUAAAAUCCAGAAUUUUGAAAGAUCUUGGUAUUCACUAGACUGAGAUCAUUUAAUCAAUAAAACUAGAUUUUUAAAAGACUACAGCCACUCUUUAAGUUGGCUUUUUAUUUCUGGACAUAUUGUUAGCCUGCACAGGGAAGAAAGAAAGCAGUAGAAGGAACAAAAAAACAAAAAGAAACAAACCAAUGAUGAGGUUAUGUGAUGAGACACACACUGUGAUCAGUAGUGAGUCUUACAGAAAUAAUUGGAAAUACCAUCACUUGACCAGAAAAAAAAAAUCUGUAGAAAAUAAAUUAAUUGGGGGGGGGCGCUAUUGUUACAUACUUUUGUUAAUAAAAUGUUAGGCUAAUCUCUGAAGUCUUUGGGGCCCAUGUUUGUACACAUUAGGUGCAUACCAUCAAUUUUAUGACUAACUUUGUUUUUAUUGUAAACAAUGCAAAAUAAACUUAUAGGUUAUUUACGAGACUAGAGCCUCUCAAAAGAUGGAAGAUUACAAAUUUGUGACAAGGCCUGAUUAUAUUUUGUGGGCCUAUAUCUGGAUGUACAAAACCACUUUGAACUCUUCACAUCUUCAUUAUGUUAAAGAAGGUGGCAUCACUGUUUCCGUACUUUUGGAUAUCCCCACCUGAUCUGUAGCCACUGUUUUGCUAACCAAAUAGUCCCUUUUGAAUGUUAGCUGGAAAUGAGAUUUCCCAAUGUUAUGAAUCUCUCAGCCUUUCUUCUAUAACUAUGUGUAAAUCUAUUUCUAAUCUUUUUGGCUGUCAUCAGUGGGGCCUUUGACCUCUGAGCAGCAAUUGACCAUGCUCUGUGGUAGGGCAGGUGAGAUUUGGGACAUUUGUCAUUUGUAAACCAUUUUCUCAUGAAGGAUAAUCAUUCUCUCCCAUUGAGGCGAGAGUAAAAAUAGCAUUUUUUUUUUAACAGAAAUAAAGUUU
Gracilinanus agilis (Agile Gracile Mouse Opossum) is the source of this 2307-nucleotide messenger RNA. RefSeq names its product glycerophosphodiester phosphodiesterase domain containing 1 (gene GDPD1). Gene Ontology annotation, cellular component: endoplasmic reticulum membrane. Gene Ontology annotation, biological process: glycerophospholipid catabolic process; N-acylethanolamine metabolic process. The record is from RefSeq and is a predicted model, not a curated record. NCBI's taxonomy places the organism in Eukaryota, Metazoa, Chordata, Mammalia, Didelphimorphia, Didelphidae. Gene Ontology annotation, molecular function: phosphoric diester hydrolase activity; phosphatidylcholine lysophospholipase A1 activity. The transcript has 10 exons. Bases 113 to 1057 code for a protein of 314 amino acids.